AUGCAGCAUUACUCCGAGGCUUCGCCCUCAUUCUACGUUCCUACAGACGACUCCGACGCUGGGAACAGUAGUGAUCAAGACACAGAGCUUUACCAACACGGACUCGAGUCUUUAGACGCCAGAUCCUACACUGGUGAUAGCAGCGAUCAAGAAACCGACCACCCCGCUCCCGACGACUCCGAAGCCGGAGACAGCAGUGACCAGGAGACCGACUACCGUGCUCCCGACGACUCCGAAGCCGGAGACAGCAGCGACCAGGAAACUGGUCAGCCCGCUCCCGACGACUCCGAAGCUGGAGACAGCAGUGAUCAAGAGGCCGACGACCUUGCGGAAACCUCUUCUGAACACAAGCUUUCCUCCAGGAACGUCUCCGCUGUUGAACGUUUCACAUCUCUGUCCUCCGACCCAAACCCAAACCCUCACAACCCGCCUCCCACUCACGACGACGACCCUCCUGAGGCGACCGUUCCUGUAGCUGCUACUGCGGCGGGCACCGGUCCUCGCGAUUAUAGAACUAUUUUUUCGAACACGCCCUCGAGCACACGCCAAUUCGAGGUGGAACUGUCCAGAAGUAACUUGAAACCCUAUCGAGAGGAUUUGAACUCAGAAAUGUGGUGGAACGAGCUCCCGUGCUAUGACUGGUUCAAAGCCUGCAUACCGCCGUCUAUCCUGGCCCAAUGUCCCACAGACGGUUACAACAAGAUUCACAUGGACGAAGAACUACCUCCACUUGAGAAAGAUCUCUAUCCUGGCAUCCGCGACGGCCUUAACGGAUUGUUGCCAAACACCGAGUUGGUAGUAUACUGCAACGCCGAGAAACCCGACCGUCUCCCCUCUGGGCGCCAUAAGACUGUGCGGCCGGAUAUGGGCCUAUACUUCCUUCGUUCUGGGGCAAAGGAGGCCUAUAGUGAUGAUCCCCCGCCCGAGGUCUCCUCUGAUCAGAGCGCCGUCACAGGUGCUCCAGACACUCUCGAGGCUCCCGAGUCAUUGAAUCCCGCGCCGACUCAUCUUUCUACCGAAGACAAAGCUCGCAUGGCCUGGGCUGCGGUGGAGGUAGUGAUCGAGGUCAAGCGUGCCGACAACAGGGCACCUUUUGGACACGCUAGUAGCAAAUCGUACCUGCCACAUGGCGCGGAGCGUGUGCAGGCCAGGGGUCAACUGAUCCAUUACGCGAUAGAAGUCUACAACCACCAGCACCGUACGCACAUUUUCAUGAUAAGUAUCGUUGGCCACACCGCACGCCUUCUCUACAUGGACAGAGUGGCGGUACUUGUGUCGAAGCCGUUCAACUACGUGGAAAAUCCAGUCGAGCUCGGGAUGUUCCUUCACGCCUACAGCAACAUGACCCGAGAACAGCGUGGCUUUGACCCUACAGCCUCGCCGGCAUCUCCGGACGAAGUCGCGCUCUUUCGGGGUCUCGCACUCGACGCCGAUCCUGAAUCUGCUGUUGGCCGUGGACUCAAGUGGGCCGCUACGCCUGGUUGGCCCAUAGUUGCGCUAGACAUCCUUUCGACAUGGUCAGAUCCGGAUACCUUCCUGGACGGCAGGACCACAACACAGCUCACCACGCAUCGCUGCCUUGUGGGGAGACCUGCCCACCAGACCGCUUCCUUGGUGGGCAGAGGGACGAGAUGCUUCGUUGCGUACGACAAGACAGAGCAGAAGGCGCUGUAUAUCAAGGACAGCUGGCGUCCGGUAUCUGCGGACAUCCCGAGCGAAUUCGACAACUACCAGAGGCUCUUGGAGAAGCUGGGGCGCGACGGCUUGCAGGACAAUUUUCUCACCCUUCGUGCAGGAGGCGACGUCUUGUGGCGAGCUCCGGGCGAUGACGUUAACGGGACACCUCGGACGCAACGCACGUUCACCCAAGGACUACUUAACGCCACAUUACCCGGCCUCCCGCUGCCCAGACAACACACCAGACUGGUCUUCAAAGAGGUAUGCAAGUCGCUGGAAGAUUUCGAGGACGCCAGGGAACUCCUUGACGUAGUCGGUUUUGCUCUCCACGCGCACAAAGAUGCCUGGGAGAUCGCCGGGCUUUUACACAGAGACCUGAGCGUCGGGAACAUCCUCAUAUACGACUCUGAAGACUCUUCGAAGUUUUCAGCCAUUCUCGCCGAUUGGGAUUUGGCGAAAACUAGAGAGCGGCUGCUUCCUGGAAAUCAACGCGCUACCCAGCCAGGACCAACGUCGGGCACGUGGCAGUUCAAGUCAGCAGUGCUGCAAUGCUGCCCAAGCAAGUUGUGGGAAGUGUCGGAUGACCUGGAGUCAAUAUUCCACAUCCUCAACUGGUGUUCGCUCAAGUACCUCCCGCAUUCUUUGACAGACCAGAAGGAUCUCUUGACACUCCAAUUCCACCGUUGGUACGACGCACCCGUCAUCAAAGACCCUUCCGGUCUGGGCAGCGAAUGGAUGUUCAGCAACAAGUUUCAAGCAGUCAGCGGAGGUAGGCCGUUUGUGCAAGGUUUACCGAACGAGAACGUCAAUCCGCUGGCGAAACUUCUGAAAACCCUUGGAGAGCUAUGCAAGAUGCACUACGCCAGCGACGACAUCAAGAGGUUUUGGCCAGACAUCAUUCCACCCAAAGUCGAUGAACCCGUCGGCGCAGCGAAAACGAUGACCAAAAGGCCAAAUGUGUUUCGGCCCGGGCGCGUGCUUGAGUCGGAUGACGAGUCCGACACCCAGCCGACAGGGAGCGGCGCGGCCGCCGGUGAGGCUGAACAGCCACAGCAUCCGACUUCAUCCACCGGGGCUACCUCACCCCUCAAGGAUCACACUCUGUUCAUCGAGGCAUUCAAACCGUACCUCGGCCGCGCUCACAAGAAAAAAGUUGGAUGGACAGAGGCUGCAUGCGAGAAGCUCGGGAGUCAGCUCGUUGUGCUCAACCUGCGCUUUCCUGCGGGACUAGGCCUCAGGAGGACAUUCGACAGCUAUUCGGAGGAGGAAAGCGGCAGCACUAGCAUAAUGAGCUCCUCAUUCUAUGAGGGCGAGGAACAAGCCCCCGCCAGUGGCGAACGACUCGGACGCCUGCCAGCGGCAGGCCCAUCUGGCUAUGCCACGCCCGGUUCAGCUGUCUCAGAAGGCCUCUCCCCAUCCCCCUCGGGCUCACGUGCUAUCUCGCGCCUUCCAGACAGGGCUGGUUCACGGGCGAGCUCUGUGCCUGUCACCCGGGGCGGCCUCCACCAUCAUGCCAGCACCUCCGUCUUUCCGAGUAGCAGCAGCAUCACUCUUCCGCCUCCUAUUCCUGCUCCGCAUGGAGCCCAAGGUCGCGUCCGCAAUGUUCGGCCCAGGGGUAGCACGACCUCCAAGGGUAAGGGAAAGGGAAAGGGACGAGGGAAGGGGAAAGCCAGGGACGUCGACUGA
Messenger RNA from Trametes versicolor FP-101664 SS1, 3363 nucleotides. RefSeq lists its product as uncharacterized. The transcript has 4 exons. Gene Ontology annotation, molecular function: protein kinase activity. Gene Ontology annotation, biological process: protein phosphorylation. The record is from RefSeq and is a predicted model, not a curated record. The coding region runs from base 1 to 3363 and encodes 1120 amino acids. NCBI's taxonomy places the organism in Eukaryota, Fungi, Basidiomycota, Agaricomycetes, Polyporales, Polyporaceae.